Messenger RNA from Brugia malayi, 1368 nucleotides. RefSeq names its product Aminopeptidase P, N-terminal domain containing protein. The record is from RefSeq and is a predicted model, not a curated record. Lineage: Eukaryota; Metazoa; Nematoda; Chromadorea; Rhabditida; Onchocercidae. Gene Ontology annotation, molecular function: metalloaminopeptidase activity; manganese ion binding. The coding region runs from base 1 to 1368 and encodes 455 amino acids. The transcript is spliced from 13 exons.
AUGUCAUUUACAAUGGGAAAUGAAACAUUUAUUGUAACUUCUAAAUUAUUUACGGAAAAUCGAUUACGUCUAGUGGAAAUGUUAAAAAGUAAAGUUCAACCUGGAAGUGUUGUAUUACUAAAAGGUGGCAUUGAACAAAAUCGUUAUAACACAGAUGCGGUGGAUCUUCCAUUUCGACAAGAAUCAUAUUUCUUUUGGACUUUUGGAGUUCAUGAAAGCAAUUGUUUUGGUGCAAUUGAUAUUGAUUCCGGAAAAUCAUUCCUUUUUCCACCACGACUACAUCCGGAUUUUGCUAUCUGGCAUGGAAACAUCAAUAAUGAAGAAUGGUAUCAGAAGAAAUAUGAGGUUGACGAAGUACAUUUCAAUGAUCAAAAUAUUAUUAUUGAAACAUUAACAAAUUUACAUGCAAAGCAUAUACUGUUGUUGAAAGCUAAUAAUUCGGAUAGCAAUGAAAUAUUGGAACCACCAACUAUUGAUGGAUUAAAUAAUUUACGUUUUGAUACAGCGAUAUUGUAUCCGAUUAUGGCUGAACUUCGUAUUUUCAAAACUGAUUAUGAACUUGAUGUAAUGCGUUAUGUUUGUAAGGUAGCAUCAGAAGCACAUAAAGCAGUGAUGAAAGCAAUAAAGCCUGGAAUGUAUGAAUAUCAAUUGGAAAGCUUAUUUCGACAUUAUUGUUAUUAUUAUGGAGGAUGUCGACAUUUGGCUUACACCUGCAUCGCUUCAUCUGGCUGUAAUAGUGCGAUCCUACAUUAUGGUCAUGAAAAUGCACCAAAUACCAAGAAAAUUAUCGAUGGUGACUUAUGCUUAUUCGAUAUGGGUCCCGAAUAUAACUGUUAUGCAUCAGACAUUACAACAACAUUUCCGUGCAAUGGGUUACGAUGGAGUCAAAUGCAUAUAUUAGCGGAACGAAUUAUACUGUCACAUUUGAAAGAUGCGGGAAUAUUGUGCGGUGAUUUAGAUGAGAUGAUAGAGGCACGAAUUGGCGCAAUAUUUAUGCCUCAUGGACUAGGACAUUUCAUGGGACUUGAUGUGCAUGAUUGUGGUGGUUAUCUUGGUGAUGCUGAACCUCGUUCGACAUUACCAGGUCUUAAGGCUUUACGUACAACACGUACCUUACGUGAAAGAAUGGUAAUAACUAUUGAACCAGGAUGUUAUUUUAUUGAUACGUUAUUAGAUGCCGCACUUAAUGAUUCAGUACAAAGCAAAUUCAUUAUCAAAGAAAAGUUAAAUGAAUUCAGAGGUUUUGGUGGAGUACGAAUUGAAGAUGAUAUAGUAAUUUGGUUGCAUGGCAAUGAACGUAUGAGCAAUGUACCGCGAACUGUGGAUGAAAUUGAACAAUUUAUGUACGAUAAAGAAAUGAAAAAUUAA